This is a messenger RNA of Choloepus didactylus (southern two-toed sloth), 1503 nucleotides long. It is a transcript of the gene RPP25, whose product is annotated as ribonuclease P and MRP subunit p25. The record is from RefSeq and is a predicted model, not a curated record. The transcript has a single exon. Gene Ontology annotation, molecular function: RNA binding. Gene Ontology annotation, cellular component: ribonuclease MRP complex. The coding region runs from base 182 to 823 and encodes 213 amino acids. Gene Ontology annotation, biological process: tRNA 5'-leader removal. Lineage: Eukaryota; Metazoa; Chordata; Mammalia; Pilosa; Megalonychidae.
GGCGCUGAGCGCUGGGAGCCGAGAAAGCUGAGUAGCGCAUCGCCCACCGAGAGAAGUGGAGGCUGAGGGUUGCGUAGCCCCAGCCCGCCCGCCAGCGUCCACAUCAUCCCCGCACCCUUACCCCUGGUCGCCCUUGCCGGGCGCUACCCCAGCCAUGCAUCCCCAGGGCUGAGGCGGCCCCAUGGCGAAGCCCUCGUCUCAGCGGUCCCGGCGACUACAGCGCAUGGAGAACUUCCGUAAGGUGCGCUCCGAGGAGGCGCCGGCAGGGGGCGAGGCCGAAGGGGGCGGCCCGGGCUCCGGCCCCUUCGCCGAUCUGGCGCCUGGCGCGGUGCACAUGCGGGUCAAGGAAGGGAGCAAGAUCCGGAACCUGCUGGCCUUUGCCGCCGCCAGCAUGGCGCAGCCAUCCACUCGCGCCAUCGUCUUCAGUGGCUGCGGCCGGGCCACCACCAAGACCGUCACGUGCGCGGAGAUCCUCAAGCGCCGCCUGGCGGGCCUGCACCAGGUCACGCGGUUGCGCUACCGGAGCGUGCGCGAGGUGUGGCAGAGUCUCCCGCCCGGGCCCACACCGGGUCAACCGCCAGGCGAGCCAGCCGCCAGUCUCAGUGUACUCAAGAACGUGCCGGGCCUUGCCAUCCUACUUUCCAAGGACGCGCUAGAUCCGUGCCAACCCGGCUACCAGCCCCCUAACCCUCAUCCCGGCCCUUUGGCCCCGCCGGCUGCGCCGAUGCCCAAGAGGAGCCUAGGGGAGCCAGCAGCAGGAGAAGGCUCCGCGAAACGGUUGCAACCUGAGCCAGGGUCUGCGGACGAGGACCAGACGGUCUGAGAACUUCGAGCUCCUGGCUAGACGGAAUGGAUCCUACCCCCGGCGCCUCCACCUUCAGACACACCUCCAACCUUUCCCGCCUCGGCCCUCUGGAGCCCACAGCCUGGAAGCAGACCCUCAGACUGGUAGCAUGGACCCUAAGGCGACAAGAAAGGGGACCCAGGAGAAGCAGGAGAGGAUCCCCGACGACCCCAGGGAAGCUUCCUGGGGUAGUUGCCCCUCUGCCUGUGUUGCCUGAUUGAACACGUGGGACCCCACCUUCAGCUUUCCUGGGACCUUCUUUAGGGAGGGAAUCGCGGGUAGUUGGACUUUUGAGCCUUUCUCUGGACCCCCAAGGGUUAAAGGCACUCAGCAUUCUUGAAGGGAGUCAAAGGAAGUUCUUGGAGUCAGUCCCACCCUUGGCAGAGGAGGGAAGGGGGUAAGAAACUGAUUGCUUGAGGGUAGGCAAGUGUGGGAUUGUGUGCAGCCCCUGUUCUGCCAUCCCCCCCCCCCAACCCCCACAAUUUUCCUUCUAGUUUGCUUCCCCUGCUUCCAAGGAGCACCCUGAGAUCGUGGUGGCAAGAGUGUCUCCCCAUGGGCUCUAGCUCUGUUACAUGCUGUCUCGGAGGGAAAGACCCAGGACAGAAUUCUCCACGUCUCUUCCCCCAACCCUCGCAGCUGGAGUCUUGCUUUCAAUAAAA